GGGUGUUGCUACGCGACCACACGUCGGGAGUGUCAACAAGAAGUAUAAAACAUAUCAACAUUGAUAACAGACGCUCACGUACAGUUUUUUGGUAACAAUUCCCGAAAAACUGAAGUUUUGAAAAUCGAUAUAUCUCAGCGGAGUCGGUUAUAGCCGUCCUUGCUAGCAUAAGUGCACCACUAACAUAACAAGUGCGAACAUGUUAGCAUCAAAGAGGUUUCAAUGCGGUAACACACUAUCUCGAUAUCCUCAAAACUUUUUGGAAAGACUGCCAUCAGAGGUCCUGCAUAAGAUCCUGUCCUACCUGGAUGCUGCUACACUUAUCUGCAUUGGUCACGUCAGUAAGAGCUUCUAUCAGCUUGCCAAUGAUGAGGCUCUGUGGAGGAAUAUGUACAGGAGGCUGUUGAACAAGAAGUCCAUCAACAUGGUCGGGAAGAUGCAUGAGACGAACACGCUGGAGUCUCAGGCUCGGCCUGUGGACAGCUGGAAGUUGCAUUACAUCAAGACUCGGGAUGCGUGGGCCAGGAAGAAGUGGAGAUCACACCUUGGAGUCAUCAGCCAUCACACAGGGUUGCCGAGUCACACAGAUCAGAUACUCCGAAACAUUACCUGGGAGCUGACAGCCACUGACAGAUCAAGCCGUGGAACCACAUAUGAUCUCAGCUUUCUCCGUUUCUUUGAAACCUCUGUGGUGCUGUGCUGGUAUGGAAACUGGCCUGACUACCAUCACAUUUCUACCGUUCAGCUCCACGGCGUCAGGAGAGUAGCACUUACGUGUCCCGGACUAAAGGCACCAGGGUGGAGGUCCUUCAUGGAGGUGAUUGACAUGGAGACUGUAACCAAAAGCAUGCAAGACUAUGGCCAGGACCAAGUCAUUGAACUGAAGCUACUCAAGCCUCACAUUGUCAUGGGACUUUGGAAGGGCCAGCAUCGCAUCGCCUUUGUCAUAAUCACCCUCCACUUCCAUAGGCUGCUGGAAAGAAGCACCCAAGGCUCCUCUGUUUGGCCCUACGUGGACCCAGUGGUCCAAGCCCCAUUUGAUGACAUUGACCCCGAUUAUGGUCUCCAUGGUUACCAUCUCCACAUAGUUCUCCACAGCAGUGAAUGCGAGAUCAUGUCUGAAUGCUUCCCUCAGCUAUUUUGCCGUAGAGAUCAGAUCUGCAAUGGCCUUGUCCGACUUGCUGCCAUUGAUGGUACUUCCUUUCGGCAGCACACACCUCUGUCAGGCGACGUCACUCUGCCCUGGAGGUGUGAGGCCCUACAUGGCCAAAUAAAGGACCGCUGUUUUAUGGCUCUUACUCUUCUUGAUGAGUUCAACAAACCUUUUUGGUGCGUCAGCUCUUCAGUGUCCAUGAAGUGCAAGGAGAUGCCGUGUUCACUUUUCUACGCCGCUGAACAGUUUCUUAUCCACUAUCAGGACUCAGACGGUGAAGUCAUAAUGAACAUGGUGCAGGUGGAGCAACAAAAGCAAUUAUUUCUUGUCAACUUAGCAGUUUAUGUGUCAACUGGCAAAGUCAAUAAGUAUUUCGGGAAAGACUACUGAGAAUACCUAAUGUUUUGUCAAGUUUAACUUGACAUUUGUUUAAUAAUUUAAAGUGAAAUUGAGUUUAAUGAUGCACAUGUUCUGGCACAAACAUAUAAUUGGUGUUACAGAAUUUUAACAGUUCUAUGGAUGGAAACAAAUAUGUAUCACCAAGGGGGAAAAGAGGUAUCACCCUAUGUGUGAUCAAUUGCUUUUGUCACAACACUUUGAGAAAGAGAGCACACAGUAGUCAGUAGUGUUUAACCCUCUGGUGACAUGCAAUUUUAAUUAUCUUCAAAGUCAAACAGGAUGUAAAAGUCCUUAAGUUUUAGAAUGGUAAGACAUUUUGGAUUCAUAUUUUAUUGUACAUGUCUCAAGAAAUGUCUUUUUUUUUUCAAUGUUUACCCUUUUUGAAGGCUUUUUGAUCAGAAAAUUUCACAGGUUUAAAUUAGUAAAAUAACUUAUAUUUAGUGUUUUUGUGUAGAGCUGAAGUUGAUUGCGAGAUAUAAGCAAAAAAGUUUGGAAAAAAAAAACUUUGUGUUUCAUGCUUUGUGUGUUGUUUUUGGUUCCACGCUUCCUUGUAAGUACCGUAGUUUUCGGAUUAUAAGUCGCAGUUUUUUUCAUAGUUUGGUUUCGACAUAUACUACGGAACGACUUAUGUGUGAAAUUAUUAACACAUUACCGUAAAAUAUCAAAUAAUAUUAUUUAUCUCAUUCGCGUAAGAGACGAAGCAAAUGUCCGCAAUCGUCACACACACAAGUCAGCAAUCGUCACACACGUCAACCAAUAAGAAUUUGGCGGGGGCAGGUCAUAGCAGAAGUGCAUUGUGCGUCAUGGCAGAAGUGCAUUGUGGGUCAUGGGAUGCUAACUGCUGCUAUAUCCGUAGCUAUUAAAAUUGAUUAUUUCAACAUUGGCGGUAACUUAUAAAAACUGAGAAGGGCUGAACUAAAAUGGCACCAAAAGGGAAAUCAUAUACUGCAGAUUACAAGCAGGACGUAGUGAAAUAUGCAGCAGAAAACGGUGAUCGAGCAGCAGAAAGAAAGGAAACGGCGAAAACCAGAGGUGACACCGGGGAGGAAGAUUUCAUCGGUAUUAGCGAUCGGGAGUGACAGAUUGUUUGGUAAACGUAUUGCAUGUUCUAUGUGUUAUAGUUAUUUGAAUGACUCUUGCCAUGAUGUGUUGCAUUAACAUACGAGGCACGUUCUCAGUUGGUUAUUUGUGCGUCAUAUGGCGUACACUUAUUCAGCCUGUUGUUCACCAUUCUUUAUUUAUUUUAAAUUGCCUUUCAAAUGUCUAUUCUUGCUGUUGGAUUUUAUCAAAUAAAUUUCCCCCAAAAAUGCGAUUUAUACUCCAGUGCGACGUAUGUAUGUUUUUUUACUUCUUUAUUGUGCAUUUUCGGCCGGUGCGACAUAUACUCCGUAGCAACUUAUAGUCCGAAAAAUACGGUAAUAAAUUAUUUAUUUUAUUUGCAUUCCGCCUGCCAUUCUCUGCAUCCUAGGGGUCACGCAUCAAGCAACGCUCACCUUCCCGUUGUAAGUGUCGUUGAAACUUACACUUAAUAUUUUUGUUUUAAGGAUUAAUAUUUUUUGUUGAAAAUGAUUAUGGUUGUGAAUUCAUGUUACAUUUUUUGUAAAUAAGACAUAUUUUGUUUACUAUAAAAAGGGCAAUUUAUUUCCUUUGUUACACCGCUAUUCUCGCGAGGUUUUGGUUUACUAUUGGAAGUUGCGAGACCUGCAUUCGCCCAGACAUGCAAAGGACUUUGAGCGAGCCAUCAGCAGCAGCAAGAACAUUUAGCGAGCUGAACAAGGUAUUUGUCAUAUUGUGUCGAAUUGUUCUGUAUAUUUAUAAAGUACUUUGGUUUAAUUAUUGUACGCUCAUUUAGUAUGCACAAGACUGAAAUAUUUGCUGCCCAAGAACCUCCGAAGUGGCAGGCGGCCACGAGGUAGCUAUUUUGUUUAGCACUUUAUUUGCCUGUGACUGAUUUAUCAAAUCAAAUCAAAUCAAAUCAACUUUAUUUUGUCUAAAACAUUGUAUUUCAUGUCUUGUCCUGUAGUUUUCACGGCAUAAACUCAAGUAAA
This is a messenger RNA of Nerophis lumbriciformis (worm pipefish), 3600 nucleotides long. RefSeq names its product F-box protein 15 (gene fbxo15). Gene Ontology annotation, molecular function: protein binding. The record is from RefSeq and is a predicted model, not a curated record. Gene Ontology annotation, cellular component: SCF ubiquitin ligase complex. Lineage: Eukaryota; Metazoa; Chordata; Actinopteri; Syngnathiformes; Syngnathidae.